Messenger RNA from Daucus carota subsp. sativus, 3823 nucleotides. RefSeq lists its product as uncharacterized. Bases 519 to 3614 code for a protein of 1031 amino acids. The transcript is spliced from 9 exons. NCBI's taxonomy places the organism in Eukaryota, Viridiplantae, Streptophyta, Magnoliopsida, Apiales, Apiaceae. The record is from RefSeq and is a predicted model, not a curated record. Gene Ontology annotation, cellular component: cytoplasm. Gene Ontology annotation, biological process: signal transduction; protein phosphorylation. Gene Ontology annotation, molecular function: protein binding; ATP binding; protein kinase activity.
AAAAUAACAAAGAAACGAACUAGUUAGUACAUACGAAAACGAAAGAAUGAAAGAUUGAUGCCGCGUUAUUUGAGCCAUUUCUUUCGAAACCUAUGCAACCUCGCUUUCUCAAUCAACCUGCAACCUUGAUUUUCUGACGAUUAUCUAAAUCUUUUGCUUGCGUUUCUUGCCAUAUGAUUUAGAUUUACAGCACUAGACAUGCAAAGAAAGUAGUUUUCAAAGGCAGAAGAAAAAUAUGCACAAAAAGUCCAAAACGUUGGCUCCUACAGUUUCUUACAUAUAAAGAGGUAUAUAUAAUAUUCUGUUAAUUGGUUUGAGCAAUCUUGGAGGUGUAGAUUAUUUAGGUCAUACCUCAUCAUCUGAUUCACUUUUUCGAUAAAGUCUCGAAUUAUCUCCAAGGGGUUUUGGAGAAUUGAUUUCUCCGAGGAAUGGUGAAAAUUCUGGGGAGAAAUUAGAAGAAUGUUUCGAGGGCUUGAUGUUAUUCAUCUUUUAAUGGUUGUUAAUUUCAUCUGGGGACAAUGACAAGUGAAGUUCCUGGGACUUCUGAAGAAAAAUCCAAGGAAUAUGUUAAGGAAGCUGAUAGUAGUUAUGGGAAUAAUAGACUUCUGCUCAACAUUUCAGUACAAACUGGUGAAGAAUUUUCACCCGAGUUUCUUAGAGACCGUUAUCCGCCACAUGGUGGCAUUGAUGUGGAUCAAUAUAAACACAAGGUGGGAUUUUAUGCUGAUAAUGGUCAGCAGCCUGUUCAUAAUGAAAAGAACGAUGGUUUGAUCGAAGGAACAAAACGAAGAUCACUGUCUAAUGAAAGUAUAUAUGAUAGAGCUACUCAAAGUCCUAGUACUCCUGUCCAUAAGUCGAAUUCUCCAUUUUCUUACCAGUCUUCAGCUCAUAAAUCAGGCUCUCCAAACUCAUACCAGCGCAGUUUUGGGUAUGAUGAUUCUGGAGUUUCAGAUGGUAAUUCUUUCUCUGGGAAAAUGAAAUUUCUUUGCAGUUAUGGAGGAAGAAUACUGCCAAGACCAAAUGAUGGGAAGCUUAGAUACGUAGGUGGUGAGACCCGAAUCAUAUCUAUUAGGAAAAAUGUAACUUAUGUGGAACUCAUGAGGAAAACUUUUGCUAUAUGUAAUCAGCCUCACACUAUUAAAUACCAGCUUCCUGGCGAAGAUCUUGAUGCACUUAUUUCUGUAUCAUCUGAUGAGGAUCUGCAUCUCAUGAUAGAUGAGUAUCAUGAUCUUCAAAGAAGCUCUCAGAGACUGAGGAUCUUUCUUGUGACUGUUAAUGACUCCGACAACUCAUGUCAUCAUGAUAAAAGGGCAGUGCAGCAUAGUGAUGCAGACUAUCAAUAUGUUAUCGCUGUAAAUGGUAUGCAAGACCAAAAUCUUCAUAAAAGCUCAAGUAGAGAGAGCCUAACAAGUUAUUGGGGAGUUAAUUUGGAGAAUAGUCCAACCUUUCGAAGAGAUUCUCCUACAUUUCAUCCAUGGGAGAUUCGGGAUGGUGGGAGCUCCAUAAAUAACAUGAUGCUCUCUAACCUAAAUCCUCAGGCUUGCAAUUCACCACAUCAUAAAGGCAGGCCACUUGUCCGAUUACCUUCUUUUCCUGCACCCAUGCAGAAAGCUUGUAACAAUUUGCCAAUGAAGAUCUACGAGGUAGGUACACUGGAAGACAGUUAUGAAGUAAGAACUCAGUGUGCUUCAAAAAGAAGAUCAAAUGAGAAUAUCUAUCGUGAUAAUCAAGACAUAUAUGUAACAGAAACGAACAAUAAGGAUGCCCCUCUCAUAGACCUUGAUCCAUCUUCUCCACUAUAUGAUCAAGCUGGAGAUUUAGAAACUGAUAACUAUAUGCUCGACAAGUUGGAAAUUCAUUCUAAGAAUUUUCCAUAUCAGAACAAAACUAAUCUACCAUCUGACUCAAACCUUCCACAUUCUUAUCACAAAAUAGCUCAUCUAAAAAUGCCACACAACAAUAGGCCAGAUUUGUAUCUGAAAAAGGGAAUAAUGGCCUCCUUAUCCAACAGUGAACUUGAAAGAUUACCCUCUGAUGCAUCAACCUUGUCACCAGAAUGGAGAAUGCAACAGACUGAGCCUACAGAUUUAAUUACUUUCAAGGCAUCGAAUGCUAGCAAGACAUGCAUUGAAUGGGAUCAAGAUAUGAUAAAUUAUGUGGCAAAUAAAGAAUCUCUUGUUGGCCAAAAUCAGAAUCCUGCUGAGAGAAAUGCUAGUGAAGUAGUACAAACUUACGGCAUGGAACCUAGGUUGAAGGUGGAAAACAUGCAUAUUGAUCCAAACUUAAGAAUUAAUUUUUGUAAGUCAUCACAAGAUGGGUCAGGUGUAAGCUUAAAUUUGAACAAGGAUGAUCCAAAUGUGCCUAAUCUGUCAGAGCUUAGUCCAGUCACGGAUACUAAUUUAGUUAAAGUAGCUUAUUUAUACAGGGAUAUGUUGAAUGAUAGACAAAGUGGCGCUGAAAGAGAAAAUUCCACCAUAAUUGUCGAAUCAGCCCAAAUAGACAAUCAUGACAGAAGUACUGUGCUGAGAGUGCCGGUUAUUAUUGAAGAUGUGACCGACAACUUGCCUCCUGACAUGCCUUCAACUUCUGGAGUUGUCCCACUAGUACAAGAUGAAACUAGUGCAAGUGAUACAGAAUCGGACCUGCUGGACCUAAACUCUGACUGCAAGGAUGGUAUUGGUGCUGGUAUAGGUAAAUCUAUCAGUGAUCCUGUGCUACUUGAAAUAGAAGCAGGCAUCUAUAACUUGCAGAUCAUAAGGAAUGCUGAUCUUGAAGAGUUACAAGAGUUAGGAUCAGGUACAUAUGGAACAGUAUAUCAUGGGAAGUGGAGAGGUACAGACGUUGCUAUCAAACGAAUAAAAAAGAGUUGUUUUGCUGGAAGAUCAUCAGAGCAAGAGCGACUGAGCAAAGACUUCUGGAGGGAAGCUCAAAUCCUGUCUAAACUUCACCAUCCAAAUGUGGUAGCAUUCUAUGGGGUGGUUCCUGAUGGACCAGAAGUAACAUUGGCUACAGUAACUGAGUUUAUGGUCAAUGGUUCUCUGCGACAUGUUCUCCUGAGGAAGGACAGAGCACUUGACCGUCGUAAAAAGCUCAUGAUUGCGCGAGAUGCUGCCUUUGGAAUGGAGUAUUUACAUAUGAAAAAUAUUGUUCACUUUGAUCUGAAAUGUGACAACUUGCUCGUCAAUUUAGGAGAUCCUAAACGACCUAUAUGCAAGGUUGGUGAUUUUGGAUUGUCAAGAAUCAAGCGUAACACACUUGUUUCAGGUGGAGUAAGAGGAACACUUCCAUGGAUGGCUCCAGAGCUACUUAAUGGUAGCAGUAGUCGGGUAUCUGAGAAGGUUGAUGUAUACUCUUUUGGUAUAGCAAUGUGGGAGAUCUUGACAGGGGAGGAGCCAUAUGCAAAUAUGCAUUGUGGUGCCAUUAUAGGUGGGAUUGUAAAUAACACGCUUCGACCACCUAUUCCGAAACGCUGUGACGCUGAGUGGAGAAGGUUGAUGGAGGAGUGCUGGUCACCUGAUCCAUCGUCAAGACCAUCAUUUACAGAGAUAGCAAACAGGUUGCAAGUAAUGUCAACGGCCAUCCAGCCAAAGCGACCUAUUCAGGUGAAGAGAUAAUGUUCCAGUACUUUGUACAGGCCUGUGUAAUCUACAACUACAGGAUUAGAGAAAAGAAAAUGGUAAAUAUAGUAAAAACAGAAAAGAAAUUAGUAUGUAUUGAUCUCUUGAAAUAGCUUUUUUGUAAUAGUUGUAUAAUUUUUCCAGCUCUCCGUUCAGCAAAAAGAUGAAUGCGGUUCAAAAUUCAUUGUCGAUUACUGAAUUUACAA